Larimichthys crocea (large yellow croaker) is the source of this 3205-nucleotide messenger RNA. RefSeq names its product AT-rich interactive domain-containing protein 3A-like. Gene Ontology annotation, molecular function: DNA binding. The record is from RefSeq and is a predicted model, not a curated record. Bases 293 to 2029 code for a protein of 578 amino acids. Gene Ontology annotation, cellular component: nucleus. Gene Ontology annotation, biological process: regulation of transcription by RNA polymerase II. The transcript has 9 exons. NCBI's taxonomy places the organism in Eukaryota, Metazoa, Chordata, Actinopteri, Sciaenidae.
CGAGUUUUACGCACGGGGCGGGCCUUUCAUUCAUGCAAGUUGGGGGGUGUAGGCCACUCAGUCAAAGACAAUCAAAGAUGUUUCAGUUUCCAUGCGCAGUGACCAGGGAGGUAAAACGCAGAGCAUUUAUUACCCCUCCUCCAGCCAAGAGCACCCCGGCCUCCCCACUACGGGGGUGUUUAAACCACAUUUGAUCUGAAUACCAUUUUUCUGCUUGGAAAACUGGUCAUGCGAUGCGAUUUAUAUCUGUCGGAGGAAAAAAGAAAAAACUAGAUACGACCUGUUGGCGGUGAUGGAUUACUCAAAGGCGCAAAUGUCGAGCUUAUCCGAUGAGGGCAGUUCAGCCGGGUUUCCACAAUUCAUUCCUGCUGGGGUAAAGUUGGAGGCGGUGAUGGAGCAGCUGCAGAGACAGCAAGAGGCCAAACUGGAGAUGAACCUGCAAGACAAACAUCUUCUUCACGCCCAGCUCUUGUUUGCUCAACAUGCCGCCAUUGCAGCGAGAGCUUCUGGAUCCAGACUAGACUCUGCGUUACUCGGCAAAGCAAACGGACAGACAUAUCAAGCAGCUCAACAAGCUUUGAACAGUCAACACAGCAGAAUAGACCCAGAUGAUGAAGACGAAGACUCAGAUGAGGAGGAUCAGGAAAUAGAGCCUGAAGAGAAUGAUGAUGUGGAGGAAGAUGAGGAUGAGGAAGACGACGAGGAGACUGGGCCUCAUCAGCAGGCGAAGAAGCCUAGACUCCAGCAGGUUUCAGGCCUCCCCUUUCCUCCUUAUUCAACAUCUCAGCCAUCUGCUGUGAGGCCAACGUCUCCACCUUCAGCAAUAAAACAAGAGCAAGAGGAAAAGGAGCUGCUGUCUCCUGCAGGCCAACAAGCCUUCACUUCACCCAAUGGCUUCGGUGACUGGGGCUAUGAUGAGCCAUUUAAACAAAGAGGAAGUGCCAUCUGGGCUGAGGAUACUGACGGAGGAAAAGUAAGAGGGGAGCCAUCCAGAGACUUUGCCAAGCUUUAUGAACUAGAUAACGACCCACAGCGGAAGGAGUUUCUCGACGAUCUCUUUGUCUUCAUGCAGAAACGAGGAACACCUGUUAACCGCAUUCCCAUCAUGGCAAAACAGGUGCUUGACCUGUAUAGGCUUUAUAAGCUUGUGACAGAGAAGGGAGGCCUGGUGGAAGUUAUUAACAAGAAGAUCUGGAGGGAGAUCACCAAAGGUCUUAACCUGCCCACAUCUAUCACCAGUGCAGCCUUCACCCUGCGCACCCAGUAUAUGAAGUAUCUGUACCCGUUUGAGUGUGAGAAGAAGGGCCUGAGCUCUCCAGGUGAGCUGCAGGCAGCCAUCGACAGUAAUCGCAGAGAAGGUCGACGUCCCAGCUACACCAACAGCCUGUACCGCUACUCUCCCUCCCCGAGCUCUGCUCCACAUGCUCUCAUAUCUUCACCAUCGAUGCAAGCCACCUCAACCGGACACAACGGCCUGAAUACAUCCGCUAGCCCAAUUCUAAAGAGAAAGACAGAUGAGAUGUCAACCUCUGUAAUAUCCAGCCGGCUGCCUAUGGCUCUGGCGCAGCAGCAGCAGCAGCAGCAGCAGCUGGCACAAGCUGCCACACUCGAGCAUCUGAGAGAGAGGCUGGAGCGAGGAGGAGCAGGAGGAGGAGGAGCUGCAGCCGAUGGUCCAGAGAAGAAAAUGAUGCAGAUGGCGGAAGAGCAGCAACGCCUCAUGCAGCAGGCCCUCCAACAAAACCUCCUGGCUUUUGCCUCUCACUUCAACCCUAUGAACCUCAAACUUAACAAUGGACAUGAAAGCAAACAGGAUUUGUCUCUGAGUAUCUCCACUAAUGGAGCAGCCAGUAUCAGUGUAUCUGUGGAGGUCAAUGGCACCAUUUACUCAGGAAUGCUGUUUGCCCAGAAGUCAGCUGCUCCUGUGGCGUCACAGGCUGUAACUCUGGCAGGAACAAGUGGUUUCAGUGCCCUCUCCUCCUCACACAGUCCUUCCUCUUCAUCUUCCACCUCCUCAAAGGGACCAAAUUAAGGCUCACCGGCUUUUAAAUCUGUUCGGAUUGAAAUUAUUACACAACAUACCUCUCUUGUCGGACAAGAACCGUGUGAGUUAUUGGGGGUAAUCAGCUGCAACAUAUGGAGCAAUUCAGUUAUUUCUAGCAUUGUUUUUGCCAUUACUUUGACAGUGUAAUGUGCUUUAAAUAAGUCAGGAGGACACUGGCCUUUUACCUCAAAGGCUUUCAUAUAUAGUAUACUUAUUGUAGUUUCAGAUCACAGUUUACCUUAGUGCCUGUUAGUAGCAAAAUGUAGUGGGAUUAAUGUCGAAAGGGCUUUACAAGGUUUGUUCGAAAGUGUCUUUAGAGCAGAGUAAGCACGAUGAGAGCCAAUGCGAAGUCUCUUUCUAUGUAGCUAAUUAUCAAACAGUUCUGUAGCUGCCUUUUCCAGAGUAGAACCGUGUGGUGCUGCUGAUGAUGACCAAAAAGCCUUAGUUCAAUGUCAUAGCUCCUGUCUGUAACUGUCAACUUUCAGGGAUUAUUUACACUAUCAGUUUCCACAAAAAUGAUGUGUCCUAAAGAAUCAAAUGGCAAAGAUAUUGGUUGCAGGUUGGUUGAAUUUUUCUUUUUCUUUUUUUUUUUAAAUGUUUUGCAUUGUGUGUUAUUUUAGUUUUUUUAUUUUUUAUUUUAUUUAAUCAUUUGGCUCUAUGGUUAUUUCAUGUCAGCUGUCAAUCAAAGGCAAAGUGUGAGAGACGAGGUUUCUCUUGGAACCUGUAUGUGGGAUGGUAGUGAUACAAAUUUACCUCAGUUGACUUCCCUCGUUGGUAAGUUUCUCUGGAAUUUCUUCUGGACUCAGGAAUGUCCUCUGGACACAUCAUUGUUAGACUGUAUCUCAUGACAUAAUGUUGUGUUGUGUUUGUAUAAACGCAGAGAAUGUAUCGUUAAUGACCUCAAACUUUUUGACAAGUGAACACUGAAAGAGCUCUACCUCACUCUUCUAGAGAUAUAUGCAAUAUUUAGCGUGUUGAUUUAGCCAUCUGCUGAAAUCUUCUGUAUGUGGACAAUCAAGCAGACAUUAUUGCAAACAAAUGCCACUGUGAAUUUUACAACUGUAACAAAUCAGACUUGAUGUUUAACUCUGUUUUGGUCUUUGAUUAACAUAUUUCUUGGACAUGUGGCCAUGAAGAAUAAAACAAUCGUGUGUGCUGUAGAAA